Exophiala dermatitidis NIH/UT8656 is the source of this 1132-nucleotide messenger RNA. Its product is annotated as monothiol glutaredoxin. The record is from RefSeq and is a predicted model, not a curated record. Bases 193 to 783 code for a protein of 196 amino acids. The transcript has 3 exons. NCBI's taxonomy places the organism in Eukaryota, Fungi, Ascomycota, Eurotiomycetes, Chaetothyriales, Herpotrichiellaceae.
AUUUGUCAACAUUUUGACAUCAUCUCGGCGGAUUAUUUUGCUGCCACUGGCAUUCCAUUAUUGCAUCUCCGCCACCGAUUCUGUGUAAAGAUCAUCAUCGACUACACUCACACACCACUAUAACCACUCGCAUCCGACUCCCACUUCCCUCGCUCAGUUUUCAGUGGUCUCCUUUGAUCCUAAUACUCAGACAUGUUCCAAAGGACACUACGGGCUCCUGCCUUCCGCGGAGCCCUCGCCGCCCUCCGCCCAACCUCGACCUCAUACACACUCCUGCCUCGGAUCGGCGCAUCUCUAUCACAGACGAGACUGCUAUCCGAUGAAGUGCGCCAUGCGAUAGACCGAGCCGUGGCCUCGGCGCCCGUCGUGCUGUUCAUGAAAGGCACGCCCGAGACACCACAGUGUGGAUUCAGUCGGACAUCGAUCCAGAUUUUGGGUCUGCAGGGAGUCGACCCGAGGAAGUUUACGGCCUUUAAUGUUCUAGAGGAUGAAGAGCUGAGAAGUGGAAUCAAAGAAUACUCCGACUGGCCCACGAUUCCACAACUCUACGUCGACGGCGAGUUCGUUGGCGGCUGCGACAUCCUCAUCAACAUGCACAAGGACGGCAGUCUGGCGAAAUUGUUGUCCGAGAAGAAAGUCUUGGUCGAAGAGGAAGGAGAAGAAGCAGGAGACGCCGAACCCGCAACUCAAGAUGUAGAGGGCCAAAAGGCCGAGGAGGUCCGCGCAACUACGGAGCAAAGUACCGGCGGAAGAUCGAAGGAUGCAAAGGGCGAGAGUUCGUGAACGUGGAAGUGAAAGAUGUCCAAGUGUCAUACUAUUUCAAUGUCACACACUGCUACCGUGACCUACCGAUUCGGAACGGUUGUAGUAAAGUAAAAAUUGACGAGGCAAGAAAGAAUUGGGCUCAGCGUUGCCCGUUCAGGUUCGACGGCGCAACUGAAAGGGGCCCUGGAGAGAGAGUCACAGCAUACACUACAGGGUCUGUCAAGAUCUCUCUGAGCCAUAUCAUUGUGAAACCGAAUGUACCAGAAAGGGCGGUCUUAGAACAGGACUGCCGAAUGUACAAAAAGACGAUUUGAUGCUUGAUAUGACUGUAUAGGUACUUUCAUCCGAACCAUCAUUUCCUUUUCCC